AUGGGCCCCUGUACCGCCUCCUCAUGCUGCUGCCAGGCCCGUAAUCUGCCAUGGGCCCCCGUACCGACUCCUCAUGCUGCUGCCAGGCCCGUAAUCUGUCAUGGGCCCCUGUACCGCCUCCUCAUGCUGCUGCCAGGUCCAGAGUGUGUCAUGGGUCCCUGUACGGCCUCCCAUUGCUGCUGUCUCCAUCGCCACACUCUGCCAUGUGCCACUUUCAGGUCUCCUCACACUGCUGGUGGGUUCCAUUUUUUCAUAGGGUGCUGUAUGGCCUCCCAUUGCUGCUGCCUCCACCGCCACACUGUGGCUCCACACUCUGGUUGUGGCCCCGUGACUGCCCAAAUGAGUGAAGUGUGCGGUGAUUCUAAGAUCGACGGCACUCAUCUGCAUGUCAUACUGACUGACAGUAUUAUUUCUCUUCCCCAGCAGACUCCAAGGGCAUUUAAAUUAAAGGUACAGUGUUCUGCACUAAUAUAA
This is a messenger RNA of Staurois parvus, 474 nucleotides long. NCBI's taxonomy places the organism in Eukaryota, Metazoa, Chordata, Amphibia, Anura, Ranidae. The record is from the annotation of a GenBank genome assembly.